UGUAUUGCUAUAGUGGAGGAAGGCCCGAAAGGCAAGCGUUAUUUACUGCGAUUUUUCAGGUACUGAGUGGAUGUAAAGGAACGGUGAGACACACGCUGGAAGGUGAAAUGGGAAAGACUUUAAUCCUUCUAUACCCUGACAUCAGUGCGCAUAUUCUCUAUAUUAUCCUUCCUUCAUUACCGGGACAAGCACUAGCAUUGCUGUAGCUGUUCGUACUUUGUCGUAAUGCUUCCAGCUGCAUGAUUUCCGCUGUCCACUUGGUUGAGUCUUCACAAAUCAUUUCACGCUCAUUUCGACAGGACUUUUCUUCAUGGUGAUCGAGAAAGUAAGGUACGGCAGUCAAAGCGCUCAACAUCUCAUGCGAAUUACACUGCUUGCACCCUCUUACAGUGGACACGUCUAGCUGAAGAAAGGUGUAAGUGCAGUGUGGGUUGAUUUGUUCCAAAAUUGAAUUUAUUCCACGAACCGCCCAUCUGGAUGACAGUUUUCAUUGUGCCGUUAUCUAACUGGACGGUGUGAACUAUCAGUUAAAGUGAAAGUAGAACUCCAAACACGAGAUUGUUUAAUAAAAGGAAAUAUGAACAACAAAAGUGAACUAUUACUAAAUAGAGAUUAGUUGUAAUGUUUUGAUCUCUUAUGAUGUUCAGAAGAAUGUUAUAUGGAGAUAUAUUUAGCAAUGUUUCGUGACGAUUGCUACAGAGAAUGUGCUAAUAAAGGCAAAUUUACACAUCAUCGGGCAACGAGGAAAAUUUAAAUAUUGAUUGUUCGUCUCGCGUAAGUGUAAGUUGUAAACAGACAGUGGAAGCCUAUUUGUAAUCUCCGAGGCUUGGCCUAAUUGAAAAGGGUAUCGGCAAAGUUUUCAAUUCUCCUCAGAAUAGCAAAUGACAAACAGUAAGGAAAUACAUGACGAAAUGAUAAAAAUGAAAAUGAAAGUCCAUCGGUCAAGACGCUACGUAAGUCCCUUGCGUGCUGAUGUCACUCUUUAAUUACCUCAUUCAUUCGAGCGAAGUCCAGUACAUGAUUAAUACAGAUUCAUUUUGCUGGCGUUACUCUAGUUAUCCAGGCCGUUUUUAACCGACAGAAGUGGUCAAAAAACGAGAAUGGUAACUUUUUAAAUGGAUCUUGAAAAUCCCAAUCGUCCCCAGACCGCUCUGAAGCUAGAUGAAAAACAGAAGCAAACCGUACGAGCUCUCAGGCGACAAAUUUCUUCUCAUUCCACAAGAAGCACGGAAAUAGAUGGCGACCACUUCGCGAAGUUAAGCGAGGAGGAAAUUAUUCUCCUUCGCAAGAUUGUUGAAACAUUCACAAGUAAUCAAAGGGAUGCUGAACUUACCGGGGAUGAAGUCGACGGCAAAGGUAGAAAAGUAGAUAGAAACUGGUCGAUAGAAAGUUAUCUUUCCGGAUCCUCUAAUCGGGGAAGCGGAACUUUCGUGAAUCCUGGUCGCUUUUAUGUUCGAGUUACACAAGAAAAUGUCAAAGCUGUGGAGCAAGUGUGUAUCGAAAUAGACAACGAGGAAUCCAAAAAUAAGCCUACCACAAAUGGUUAUGGGAAUUUAAGCGGCAGACAUUCAUUUGACAACAAAAUCGAAAGUAAAUACAAAUGUUAUUAUGGAUACUCUGUCGCUGUGACGAAGCAAAGUCACGAGGCGAUUGUAGUCAGAAAUUCUUACGUGACAGGUGCGUUACCGGAAGGCGUCACGAAUGGAACGAAACUCAGUUUCACCGAUAGACCCUCUUGGAAUAAAGCUAGUGGACUUAAACAUUUACCACCAAGAGAACGCUUUAAACUAGCGGUACAUUUAGUGAUGGAUAAUUUGAAGAUGCGGCCUAGAAAAAUGGACAAAGACUUCUCGGAGUUAUGGCGGAAGCGUGGUAACGCAACAUGGCUCGGCAUUUUCUUCACAGUGGUGGCGAUUGGCGCGUUCUUCGCUGAUAUUGCCACGGACCUGAAAGUUGCAGCAGACCAUUUCAGAGCUGGUAGCAACUGGUGGGGAAGUUUCACGGUUAUGUUCGUGCUGCUUCCAUCUAUUAUCAUAAACCUGGUAUCUUUCUUUUGGUACAAAGAAGAUGAAAAGAUUGGAAGACGACCAAAAAGUGGCUGGAAAGUGGUCAGAUUAACGCAUUUCCUUUUAGUAGGGCCCAUAGAGAGGUACUGGAGAAUUCUUGUUAAAUCGUAUCGAAUAAAACGGAAGAAAGAAGAACGAGUUGUUGAUCACAAGAUAUUGAUAGCAAUGAAUCUCGACAGUGGCAUGCUGCAAAUGAUUUUAGCCUUUACAGAAGAUGCACCUCAACUUGUUUUGCAACUGUAUGUCCUUGUCUCGCGUAAAAUCCUUAACGCUUUUGAAGCAACAAGUGUCCGAGACUUGUGGACCAUCCUAUCCAUUUGUUUUUCCUUCGUUUCCUACUCCAGAGCAGUUGUUAACUACAUCAGCUGCCUCCGUGACUCAAAACGCCAUAAAGGCCAGUUACGCUGGUACGGUUACCUAUCCAUGUGGUUAUGGAGAGCUUUCAUGAUUAUUUCUCGAAUACUUACGCUCGUUUUCUUCGCAACAGAGUUUAAGCAAUGGUUUUUCAUUGCUCUUUCUAUUCACUUCGUCAUUGUCCUGGGGUUUCUUAUUCGUCAAGAGCUUUAUUUUUUUCCAGGGUCCAAAUGGAAGCAGCAUUUUUUCCGUGCACUCAUGUCUUACAUUCAUUUGUUUUGCUUCUUUUGCCUGGAAGGCGUGCGUACCAUACCUUGGGCAAAAAAGUACUACAUCUUGACUUUUGUCGAAAAUCUGAUCUUCUCAGUUCUCUGGUACACAAACGGAACCAGACAUUUACCACCUCAAGUAGAGUUGGCAGGGUUUAUUUGCAUUUACGUGUUUUUCUCUGUAGGACUUUUCAUGAUGACAGUUUACUAUAAGUUUUUGCAUCCUCGAUUCAAUCAGCCUCGAUUCUCCUUAGCUGCUCCUUUGGAGUCAGAGCUUGCAGAUAAAGAUCCCAAACAUGGGCCGAUCAAAAACCAAGAACAACGCUUUGAACUUUGGAUUUAAAUAACUAAACGAAGUUAAUAUUUAAAGAAAUUUUGAAGGUUAUUCCGCAAUCAGUGUAGAGUGCAGAGAAGUGGUGGCCGAACUGUUAGGGUAUGUGGCUCCUGCUAGGAAAAGUCAGACUUCGAACUCGGCUGGGGUAAUGAGUCCUGUGCUCCUGGGCAAAGCACCUAAAUCUCCCUCCACCCAAGAAGUGUACACGAAAACUGGUAGACAUUCGGCAAAAGCUCAUCGAAUUCUGAGGGGUAACCCUGCGAAGGAGUACCAUCUUAUUAGAGGGGAACUAGCGAAGGUAAUUCAUGCUUUGAAGUCCGGAAGAAAAUUCGGCGUUGUAUACUGUUGGGCUUGUGUGAAACCAAGCAUAUAGGACACCACAUGUCCUCAACAUGUCUAAGAAUAAUCAGAGCAGUAAGCAUAACACGUCAAAACUUACUUUAUUUUGAAGAAA
Messenger RNA from Pocillopora damicornis (cauliflower coral), 3477 nucleotides. RefSeq names its product XK-related protein 8. Gene Ontology annotation, cellular component: membrane. NCBI's taxonomy places the organism in Eukaryota, Metazoa, Cnidaria, Anthozoa, Scleractinia, Pocilloporidae. The record is from RefSeq and is a predicted model, not a curated record.